CGCACGCCGCAAGACGUCAUGAUCCCGUCGGAUGAGAUUCGCAACUGUCAGGGUCUGGCGUUCAUGUGGACGUACAAGGUUGGCAUGUUUCUCUCAUUCUCCGCUGGGAACGGCAUGGUGAUCCGCAAACGCGUGGGUAGCGGGGGUGACAUCGAGUGGUCGCUGCCGUGCGCCAUCUCGUUCGGAGGCGCCGGGGGCGGGCUGGACUUUGGCGCGGCGUGUUCGUCCACGGUUGUGGUUCUCAACACGAAGGAGGCGGUGGAGUACUUCUCGGGGCUGCACGUCAAGCUCGCGCUCGACGCGCAGGCGUGCGCCGGGCCCGUGGGGCGCGCGGUGGAAGGUGCCGUGGCCAUCGCGCCGGUGGACCCGCAGAUGUCGAAUUUCGACGCGGAGCAGUACACCACGUACGGCACGUCGGAAGGUUUGUUCGCGGGGGCUGGCGCGCACGCCACCUGGAUCAGCGUGCGAGACGCGCAGAACGAGGACUAUUACAGGAGGGAGAUGUCGGGACGGGACAUACUGA
Micromonas commoda is the source of this 523-nucleotide messenger RNA. RefSeq lists its product with no specific name. The transcript has a single exon. Gene Ontology annotation, molecular function: phosphatidylinositol binding. Lineage: Eukaryota; Viridiplantae; Chlorophyta; Mamiellophyceae; Mamiellales; Mamiellaceae. The record is from RefSeq and is a predicted model, not a curated record. The annotation marks the transcript as partial.